GUGCAGGCGUGUGUCAGGGAGAGGUAUAAAAGGUUAAAGUCACCCUCUCUGGGGGCUAAUACAGUAAGAGUCUGAGGAAUCAGGGAAGACUAUAGCUGUAUCAGGGAAUAUACGAUGCUGGUAUCCCAAAAGCAUGUGCAGGCCGUUGCUGUCAUGGUUCUUGUCGUCUUCACAGUCGGUCACUGUCAGGAGAAUGAAAGCAGGCGAGCGGUAACGGAGCACCAGCUGAUGCAUGACCGUGGCAGGACCAUCCAGAGCCUGAAGAGACUCAUCUGGUUGUCCAGUGCCAUGGAGGGGCUCCACACCGCCCAGACCCGCUCCUCCUCCCUGCUUCCCCCCACCGCACUCAACCCCAUGCCGCGCUACACCCCGGGCCUCUCCCCUGCCCUCAAACCACACUCUGCUGGCUCACAAUCUGGGGAGGCAAGCAACAACCACAAGGGGUCACUGGAGAGACUUAUGAAAAUCUUCUUCAGCCCUAACCUCAUGGACCUCUCUGAGGGGGAACCAUAGACCCCGCAACUCCCGAACCAUCUCUAUUUCGCAUUCUGUGUCGCUGCUUUGAUUGUCAAUGAGUAUGUUAGCCUACUAAAAGUCUACACAUGAAAGUAAAACAGACCAUGACUUUUAUUCAUGGGUAUCUGCUUUGAGCCUGCUAUUUUUGGUAUGUUUUUCACCCAUCAGAUCUCUCAGCCUGGUCUCUUAGCCUCGUAACAUAGUAAAUGUACAUCCGGGACACUCAAAUAAACUAAAGUAGGUUGGGUGGGCGUGUAACGCGAAUGUCUAGAAACCUUAAGGUUGUGAGUUUGAAUGUCAUCAAGGACAACUUGAGCAUUUUUGCUAAUUAGCAACUUUCAACUACUUACUACAUUUUAGCUACUUCCCCUAACCCUUUUAGCUGAUCGUUCCCCUAACCUUAACCCUUUUAGCUAAACCUAACCCUAACUAUAACCUUAACCCUUUGACCUAACUUCUCAACUAAACUCUAACCCCUAACCUCAACCCCUAUUCUAGCUAACUUUAGCCAGCUAACUAAUGUUAGAUACCUGGUUAGAAUUCAUAACAUAUCAUACAUUUUGAAAAAUAUAACAUAUUGUAUGUUUUUCAAAUUCAUAACAUAUUGUACAUUUUGUAAAUUCGUAACACAUAAUAUGAAUUUUAAUUUGUAACAAAUCAUAUGAAAUGGGUGAUGGACAUCCACAAAUGAAUACAUAUUAUAUGAAAGGUAGCAUAUCAUACUAUAUGGAGUGACUCGGAUUUACAUGCAGAAUAAUACUAAAUGCUCUGAGACCAGGUUGGAUCUCUGUGAAGAUGUACUGUAAAUGUCAACUAGUGCUGUAUUCAACAAUGCAUGGUCGUCUCAUUAAAAUACUUUUUCUUUAUCUGCUGAUGAUGAUCGCAAUCAUUCUUAAUUGAUUCUUAAUUUACUCGA
Messenger RNA from Oncorhynchus kisutch (coho salmon), 1432 nucleotides. RefSeq names its product parathyroid hormone 4 (gene pth4). The record is from RefSeq and is a predicted model, not a curated record. NCBI's taxonomy places the organism in Eukaryota, Metazoa, Chordata, Actinopteri, Salmoniformes, Salmonidae. Gene Ontology annotation, biological process: bone mineralization. Gene Ontology annotation, cellular component: extracellular region. The transcript is spliced from 3 exons. The coding region runs from base 115 to 513 and encodes 132 amino acids. Gene Ontology annotation, molecular function: hormone activity.